Molecule: messenger RNA, 719 nt
Organism: Engraulis encrasicolus (European anchovy)
Lineage: Eukaryota; Metazoa; Chordata; Actinopteri; Clupeiformes; Engraulidae
Exons: 5
Coding region: 102-719 (205 amino acids)
Source: RefSeq, a predicted model, not a curated record
GUACUAUACUAUGGCCACCAGAACCUGAAUGACUGAGAAUCUCCAUAGACCCUGAUUACAACUCGCAAUGAACAAGACUGCCAUGAAGGAAGAGGACAUUUAUGACUUUCUACCCGACCAUUUGUCUACUGACACGAAAUAUAGUUGUACUUGGACACCAAUUUGCAAAGAAGAACCAGGUGGUUAAAGAAGAAGACAUUUAUGAUUUCCUCCCGGAGUAUUUGUACAGACCAAAGGAGGAAGAGAAUGAAACUGAGACAUCAGAAGCUCUGGACAUGAAAUGUGAAACAGAUUCUUCCCUGACGGGACACAAUGCGGACAUGGCUCCAGCAGGUACCACGGGUGAAAAGAACUGUGAAACAAAAGACUUAUCAUCAAAGCACAAGAGAACCCAUACAGCAGAGGAGCAUUACCAGCAUGUUACAUGUGGAAAUGGCUUUACAGUAUCCCUGAAUAUGAUUAAAGAAGAAGACAUUUACGAUUUCCUCCCGGAGCAUUUGUACACACCAAAGGAGGAAGAGAAUGAAACUAAGGCAUCAGACGUUAAAGAAGAAGCUUUGGACAUGAAAUGUGAAACAGAUUCUUCCCUGACGGGACACAAUGCGGACAUGGCUCCAGCAGCAAACCGGCCUGGCUACAUCACCCUCAUCAGCCUGCAGGAGGACCGCACCUGCUCCCACCUGGCUUGCAUCCACCUGCAGCUGGAAUGGCUGAUCUAG